CUUUUUUUUUUUUUAAUUCUUUGAAUUUGUCGAUUUUAUUUGCAUAUUGCAAAGUUUUCGAACCUCAAGGCGAACUCUCCGCGGGAUUCGGUUAUAAGGAACAUCGGGAUUUCUCUUCUUCACCGAGCGAAUACUUGAAGGGGGUUUCUCUGAUUCUUCGGGUUUUGGCUUUCUUUCAAGUCAAAGCAAAGUGUUGGCUCUUUUUCCAUAUUUUUUGACGACCUAAGUUCUUGUUGCCCUUGGAAUUUGAACAGCUAUUAUGUUCUUCUCUGCCUUCAUUAUUUAGCGAAGACAGGGUUUGAGCUAAAAGUGACAUGGAUAUCUCAGCACUUUUAACGUCUGCUGGGAUAAACAUAGCGAUAUGCGUAGUGCUUGUAUCGCUUUAUUCCAUACUAAGAAAACAGCCAGCCAACUAUUGUGUUUACUUUGGCCGAAUGCUUUCUGGUGGAAGAGUUAAGCGUCAUGAUCCUCUUUGGUAUGAGAGGUUUGCACCUUCUCCAAGUUGGCUCGUAAAAGCUUGGGAAACUACUGAGGACGAGAUGUUGGCUUCUGCUGGUCUUGAUGCUGUGGUUUUCAUCAGGAUGGUCAUUUGCAGCAUUCGUAUUUUCUCAAUCGUUGCUGUCGUUGGCAUUGCCUUUGUUCUGCCCGUUAACUAUUAUGGACAAAAGAUGGCGCACAAGGAUGUCCAUCUGGAGUCAUUGGGAAUUUUCACAAUUGAGAACCUUCAUCAACGCUCAAGAUGGCUGUGGGUUCAUUGUCUCUCAUUGUACAUCAUAUCCUCUGCGGCAUGUGCUCUUCUUUACUUUGAGUAUAAGUCCAUAGCCAAAAAGAGGCUUGCAUUUAUUACUGGAUCUGCCUCAAAGCCAAGUCAUUUUACCGUACUUAUGCGUGCUGUUCCUCAGUCUCCUGACCAAUCGUACAGUGAAACAGUGACCAAAUACUUCACAAAUUACUAUGGACCAAGCUAUUUGUCGCACCUAAUGGUCUACCGUGAUGGCAUCAUUCAAAGAUUGCUGCAUGAUGCGGAGAGGAUGUGUCAGGCUAUAAAACAUGUUUCUCCUGAUGUAAGAUGUAAUCCGAGUUUGAAGUCAUGCAACUUUUGUGGAGGACCUGCACCCACAAAUUCUUUUCAAAUCAUCUCCACCGAGGCAGACAGUGUAAAAAAACUGGAGCUUGGUGAGUUGACUUUGACUACGACGGAGGAAGAACGUCCCGUUGCUUUUGUGUUUUUCAAGACUCGUUAUGAUGCUCUUGUUGUUUCGGAGGUUCUUCAAACAUCAAAUCCUAUGUUAUGGGUGGCAGAUUUAGCUCCAGAGCCUCAUGAUGUUUACUGGAAGAAUCUCAAAGUACCUUAUCGCCAACUUUGGAUGCGAAAAAUAGCAACCCUUGUUGGUGCUGUUGCCUUCAUGUUUGUGUUUCUUCUUCCUGUUACCGGCAUUCAGGGGCUGACUCAAUUAAAAACGCUAUCUAAGAACUUUCCUUUUCUACGAGACCUCUUGAAUAAAAGGAGCUUUCUGAACCAGGUCAUCACAGGGUACUUACCAAGUGUGAUAUUAGUUCUAUUCUUUUAUGCCGUUCCACCAUUGAUGAUGUACUUUUCAACCUUGGAGGGAUGUAUUUCUCGGAGUAUUAGAAAGAAAAGUGCAUGUAUCAAAAUUUUAUACUUCACCAUCUGGAAUGUGUUCUUCGUCAAUAUCCUUUCCGGCUCUGUUAUCAGGCAGUUAAGCGUCUUCUCUAGUGUGAAGGAGUUACCUGCACAACUUGCCACAGCAGUUCCAACACAGGCUGGCUUCUUCAUGACCUACUGUUUCACGUCUGGUUGGGCUGGUUUGGCAUGUGAAAUCAUGCAACCUGUGGGUCUUAUAUGGAAUCUGAUUGCAAGAUUUAUUGUUAAGAACAAGGAGGACUCAUAUGAAACACUUAGGUUUCCUUACCAUAGGGAAAUUCCACGACUACUUUUGUUCGGGCUCCUCGGUUUCACCAAUUCAGUCAUAGCGCCUCUAAUACUGCCGUUCCUGCUGAUCUACUUUUUUCUCGCAUAUCUUAUAUACAAAAAUCAGAUAAUCAACGUCUAUAUUACAAAAUAUGAAAGUGGUGGACAAUAUUGGCCUGUUUUUCACAAUACGACAAUCUUUUCACUGAUCUUGUCGCAAGUUAUAGCUCUGGGAUUUUUCGGUUUAAAGCUGUCAACGGUUGCUUCAGGUUUCACCAUUCCAUUAAUUCUUCUCACUCUUCUAUUUAGUGAGUAUUGCCGGCAGAGGUUUGCUCCCAUAUUUCAGAAAUAUCCAGCCGAGGUUCUUAUCGCUAUGGACAGAGAAGAUGAGAUCACAGGAAAGAUGGAAGAGUUACAUAGCAACUUGAAAGCUGCAUACUCUCAGAUACCAUCGUGUUCUCAGGAGUCGAGCAAAGAUGGAUGCAGCCCCCCUUGCUCAGAUCAGGAGUUACCAGUUUCUGAACAACUGAAACCAGAGAAAGAGAAUCUCAAAGCAGAAGCAAUAUGGUCGUUUCGGAGAAGUAAAUCUAGUCAAGAACUUCAGGUGAAAUCCUGUCCCAGUGCUUCACCAAAUCGUUAUUCCCCGGGAUUUGCUGAAAUAUACAAACGAACAUAGAUACUUGAAGAAGCCAUUUCAUUCCAGCUCCAAAAGAGCAUGUGGUGAAAUAGGAUUUGUGAGACUCCGGAAGAAAGAGUGUUUGUAAUUAGAGUUACAAU
This is a messenger RNA of Eutrema salsugineum, 2710 nucleotides long. RefSeq names its product CSC1-like protein At1g10090. Gene Ontology annotation, molecular function: calcium-activated cation channel activity. Lineage: Eukaryota; Viridiplantae; Streptophyta; Magnoliopsida; Brassicales; Brassicaceae. The record is from RefSeq and is a predicted model, not a curated record. Gene Ontology annotation, cellular component: plasma membrane. The transcript has 11 exons. Bases 315 to 2609 code for a protein of 764 amino acids.